CCUUCAGACUCUAUUUCUUGACCCCGCGCACACACACUCUCUCUCUCUCUCUCGAUAUAUAUAUAUAUUUGAUUUGAUGGUUGCUCUGUUCUUCACGGAGCAUAGCCUUUACUUAUCAAAUACCAUUUGAGCUUUCGUCUCUCUCUCCCUUCCUUCAUUGGCCAGUUUUUUCUUGGUUCAGUGAAAAUUCUCGGGAAAAUUUGCGUCUUCUUUUCUUUCUUCUUUCCUUAUCCUCUGAUUUUCCAAGGAGACUCCGAUCCUUUGAAUUUCAUUCCCAUUCCGAGAGGAAAAGGGUCCAUCUUUUUAGUGCCCCGCUUCCUCUGUUUUCUUUCUCCUGCCAUUUUACGGAAACUUUGAAAAUUUUCCCGGAAAAUAAAAAAUGCAAGCAAGCAACGAUAUUCGAUCUUCGCUCUCAGUCUCAGACCUCAUUCUCGCCGGCGGCACCAACCCCUUGGACUCAAUUUUCUCCCACUGCCAGCCAUCAAUUCCGACGGCUAACUCUUCUCUUCAGCCCUUGGGCUCGUCGGUCUAUCUCCGGCAGCGAGAUUUAGUCCAAAAAUUCUACGAAGAAAACCGACCGAUUCAGAGCUCUCUGUUCCGAAACAAUUACGUGAAUCUAAGCAAGACGAAGAUGUACAGAGGGGUGAGGCAGAGGCAUUGGGGCAAAUGGGUUGCCGAAAUUCGUCUUCCUCAGAACCGAAUGAGGGUUUGGCUCGGAACCUACGACACGGCCGAAGCCGCUGCCUAUGCCUACGAUCGCGCCGCCUACAAGCUCCGCGGCGAAUACGCUCGCCUGAAUUUUCCGAACCUUCGCGACGCCACAAAAUUAGGGUUCGGAGAUCACGCCAGAGUGGACGCUCUGAGAAGCGCCGUGGACGCAAAGAUUCAGGCCAUUUAUCAGAAGAUGAAGAAGGGGAGGAGGGAAAAGGGCGCGAAGAGGACUGGUUUUCCCGGCGGAGGUGGCGAGAAAUCGAGGGAAGUUGCCCCCGCUGUGGAUGAUUCCUCGCCGUCGUCGUCUUCGUUUGUGGUCGGGAACUCCAGUUGGAGCAGUGAAAUGGUAUCGCCGGAGGUCUCGGAAGAUGGCAUCUGGAAGGGGGACAAUUCCUGCUCCCCCGUCACCGGCCAGUUUCCGGUGGAGGUCCGCGAGCCGGAGUCGCUUGCCCGGAUGCCUUCGUUUGAUGCAGAUUUGAUUUGGGAAGUUCUUGCUAAUUAGUUUUAGUGGUCGGUCUAUCACACACUCCAUGAGGUGUAAAUGGUAAUUUUGCCCCGUUACCCUUGCAAGAUGAAUAAUGAAGCUACUAUUACUAUAUUCAAUCAAGAUUGACACAUUAUUAAAUAUAAAGAUAAAAGUGAUCAUUUAGUUUACUCACUUGGUUAUGGUUGCAAGACUUGUGGGCUCUCUCUCUCUCUCUUAGUUUUAAGCUUAAAUAGAUAUAUGUAACAUGGCUUUUAUAUUUUAGUUUUUGGUUAGAUACUUUGAGAUUGGGAUAUUGUUAUCACUUAUCAUA
Messenger RNA from Diospyros lotus (date-plum), 1508 nucleotides. RefSeq names its product ethylene-responsive transcription factor ERF061. Lineage: Eukaryota; Viridiplantae; Streptophyta; Magnoliopsida; Ericales; Ebenaceae. Gene Ontology annotation, biological process: regulation of DNA-templated transcription. The record is from RefSeq and is a predicted model, not a curated record. Bases 380 to 1213 code for a protein of 277 amino acids. The transcript has a single exon. Gene Ontology annotation, molecular function: DNA binding; DNA-binding transcription factor activity.